GCGAACAAUUGAAGCAGGAUAGCAAUACCAGCGAGAGCAGCAAAGCAAAGCUUCGGCUGGUGGCGGCGACGGGGGCGACGGCGGCGAUGGAUUCCGCUGCUCAUCCCAUCGUCCGCUCAUGAAACUCAAUUCCUGGCCGUUUUCCCCCUUGUUCACCUCUCUCAAGCAUCUCUCACGUUCCGUAUAUACCAUGGCCUCUUCUAUAUCUGAAACCCUAACCCUAACCCUAACUCUGCCCGCGGGUUCGCCACAGGACUCGAACUUGGAUGAUCACAUCUGCUCCGAACAACAAGAACAUCAAGAAUGCCAAUCUUCUUCGGCUGAUUGGCCGAGUCUAUGCCUGAGCGGAGAGUCGCGUAUUGAGCGAGCAUGGGCGCAUUGGAAGAAGCUUGGUCAACCCAAAUUGAUUGUUGCUCCCAUGGUUGACAAUUCGGAGCUCCCUUUUCGGAUGCUCUGUCGCAAGUACGGCGCCCAAGCUGCGUAUACGCCAAUGCUCCACUCUCGCAUCUUCUCUGAAAACGAAAAGUAUCGAUCUCAGGAAUUCACCACCUGCAAGGAGGAUCGCCCACUAUUUGUCCAAUUCUGUGCUAAUGAUCCGGACACUUUACUGGAAGCAGCUCAGAGAGUGGAACCUUAUUGUGACUAUGUUGACAUUAAUUUGGGAUGUCCUCAGCGUAUUGCUCGGCGAGGGAACUAUGGAGCUUUCCUAAUGGAUAACCUUCCUCUUGUCAAAUCCUUGGUGGAAAAGUUGGCUCUCAACCUGCAUGUCCCUGUGUCAUGCAAAAUCCGAGUGUUCCCAAAUUUACAGGAUACAAUCAACUAUGCUAGGAUGCUUGAAGAUGCUGGUUGCUCUCUUUUAGCUGUCCAUGGCCGGACAAGAGAUGAGAAGGAUGGGAAGAAAUUCCGGGCAGACUGGAAUGCUAUUAAGGCUGUGAAAAAUGCUGUCAGCAUUCCAGUCCUUGCUAAUGGGGACAUAAGGCACAUGGAUGAUGUUCAGAGAUGUUUGGAAGAGACGGGUGCUGAUGGGGUGCUUUCUGCUGAGUCUCUCCUUGAGAAUCCAGCUCUCUUUGCUGGAUUCCAGACUGCUGAAUGGGCUCUGGGUGGUGAAGAAGGCAAUAAAGAUGGAGAACUAGACCAGGCAAAUUUACUGGUUGAGUAUUUGAAGCUUUGUGAGAAAUACCCUGUGCCUUGGAGAAUGAUCCGUUCUCAUGUGCACAAGUUGUUGGGAGAGUGGUUCAGGAUUCAACCACAAGUAAGAGAUGAUCUAAAUUCACAGUCUAAACUCACUUUUGAAUUUCUUUAUAAUAUGGUGGAUCAGCUCAGGGAGCUGGGUGUAAGGAUUCCGCUGUAUACAAAGGAUACUCCUGCAGGAAGGACCUCAAAUGGGAUUGCAACUUGAAUUCUAGUCAAGGUGGACGGGCAAGGUUGCAGGUCUCUACAAUUUGAAUGCAUGACAAAAUCAGAGCCAGCAAGCAGUCCAUGGAUACCCAUAUGACCUGGUUUAUCAUUUAUUUUUUAACAUUAGAAAUUCAUCAGCAUGCCAAUUUUUGGUGCAAGUAUGGCCAACUCAUAAGUCAUAACAGUAGGAGAGAAGCCUUAUUUUUCUAAAAUUUCUUCUAGUAUUUUAAUAGUUUGAUAGCUAAAGUCAUCCUAGUUGUAUGACCUUUUUAUGGAGAUGGGUAGACCCCCACGCAGAUGUAUUAAUUUUCAAGUGACUCUUUUUAUCCAUAGGCUCUGAGCAGGAAAGACUUUGUGUUCAAGGCAUGGAAUGGAAUGCCAAUUAAAUGUGCAAUUGUUGUCAUGAUUUUUUUGGGAAUAAAAUGCUUAUCUAUUUGGAUAA
Molecule: messenger RNA, 1840 nt
Organism: Vitis riparia (riverbank grape)
Lineage: Eukaryota; Viridiplantae; Streptophyta; Magnoliopsida; Vitales; Vitaceae
Product: tRNA-dihydrouridine(16/17) synthase [NAD(P)(+)]-like
Exons: 3
Coding region: 119-1399 (426 amino acids)
Biological process (GO): tRNA processing
Molecular function (GO): tRNA dihydrouridine synthase activity; flavin adenine dinucleotide binding
Source: RefSeq, a predicted model, not a curated record